Molecule: messenger RNA, 1166 nt
Organism: Rhineura floridana
Lineage: Eukaryota; Metazoa; Chordata; Lepidosauria; Squamata; Rhineuridae
Product: fibrinogen-like protein 1-like protein
Exons: 3
Coding region: 90-929 (279 amino acids)
Source: RefSeq, a predicted model, not a curated record
CUUAUCUUCAUGAUAUAAAACAUAAAUGAGGAACCUGCACUUUCUCCAUUUGAAUUUAGCUCCAAAAAAGCACUAUCUCUGUCUGCAAAAUGCAUCCCCCAAAUGUCCUGCUUGCUACAGUUGUUCUUCUUUUCCUGAUCCAUUUAACAAGUUCAAUGGAUGGUGUUCCAGUGGAUGAUGCUUCAUUGAGGAAACACCUCAGCGAAGUUGUCAACUUAGGUAUGGUCAAGAAUGCCACUGAAAUUGUGAACUGGAAAACUGUUGUGGGAAGAAAAGCUAUUCCUUACAUGCGGGACUGUGAUGAAAUGUUCCAAGCAGGCCACCGGGAGAGCGGCCUUUAUAUAAUACGUCCAGAGAACAGCAUCAAACUUGUGGUCUGGUGCCACAUGGAUGGAUGCAAUGGGUGGACAGUGAUCCAACACAAUACCCACAAUACUGAACUCGUAUGGUCAGAGACCUGGACAACCUAUCAGUAUGGGUUUGGAAACUUGGUGGGAGACCACUGGUUGGGCACUGAGUACAUUUCCCUCAUUAGCCAGCAGAAAUGGUAUAAAGUCAGAAUAAAUUUAGCUGAUGCUGAUGGCAACCAUAGAUAUGCAGAAUAUGAUAGCUUUGUCCUGAGAAAUGAGAACAAAGAAUAUAUGCUGAAGUUAGGGACCUAUGAGGGUAAUGCAGGCGACUCUCUUAGUUCUUCCCGGACCAAAAACAUGCAUGACAACAUGAAGUUUUCUUGUAAAGAUAAAGACAAUGACAGAUCUACCUUCGAAAAUUGUGCAGAUGUCCACGGAGGGUGCUGGUGGUAUGACUCCUGCUUUGAUGCACAACUAAAUCGCAAAGGUCAGAUUCACUGGGAAACAUUAUGUGAUGAGAAUUGUAGAAGCUCAGUUAUGAUGCUAAAGCCCAUCCACAUGUAUUGCAGCAGGGUUUAGAAUGUGCUCAGUCUCUAAUGUCAUGAACUGAUGCAGUGUUGAAUUGGGGGGAUGGGGGACACAGCAGUAUAACUGCAGAUUCCUUUGCUUUUUGAUCUUUAAAAAUUGGUUUCUUUUGCUAACUCUUGGUGACGCGGGAAUGUAUUUGUGAUAGAAUUACAAGCCAAUACUUCUGUAUAACUUUUUUUUCUGAUUGCAUUACUGUAAACUCUUCCAGUUCUUUAUUAAAAUAGUUCU